ACCACAAAUAACUAUCUGAUUGAAUAGUUUUCUUAUCAGAUAGAGAAAUAAAAUGAGUCGCAAAGUCUAAAAGCAACAUUUCUCUGCCUGGGCUGCCUCGUACCUCUGCACGUCAGUCUGUUUCAAUGUGUGACCCCCCUCCCCGAGCAGUCGUGAGUGAGUGCACUAACGUGCCCGGAGGUUGCCGUUUUAAUGGGUGUUUGCUGGAAAACGAAAAAUACAAGAAGGAGUCUUCAAGAAGGAUUUGUACGUUUUCACAACGGGGGAGUUUGCUAAACUUUGACCACUUCCAGAUACUGCGGGCCAUCGGGAAAGGGAGCUUUGGAAAGGUAAUAAUGAGGAUCCUCUUUAUCUGUUUGCUGCUCGUGGGCAAGUUUAGAAGACAGCACAUAGACGCCAGCAUGAAGGCAAAGGAUUGUGAUAAGGUUAUGAAAAGUAAACAGAUCUACAAUCUUGACAGCAGCUGUAAAGAUACCAACACGUUCAUCCUUGAUAAUCCAACUGAGGUCAAAAACAUUUGUGUUGAGGGAAAAUUUGAUGAAAAACUUCAAAUGACAAAAAGUCACAAGAAGUUCACAGUUGUUAAAUGUGUACUAAAGAAUGAGGGAACCAGAAAACCCAGAUGUCAGUAUGAUGGAAACCGCCUCACUAACAGAUAUGUUGCAGUUGCUUGUGAAGAUAAAUUACCUGUACACUUUGCAAGAGACAUUCUGGUCUUAGACGGCUAACAACUAGAUUAAGUAUAUAUGUUCAGGAAAUCCCCUAAUAUUUUUUUUCUCUUUGGUGGAAACAAAAAAUUGCUCUAAAGACUGUUAACCUGUAGCUAAACACACAAUGAAUUUGAAUCUCUCUAAAACUGCAAAGUAAUCACAGAACAUCGAACGAUUCCUGAAGCUCAUGUUGCUUUGAGUUUGUGGUCCAAGGCUUUAACAUGUCGUAACAGUAACAUGCUCCCACACGCUCCACCUGUUCAGUGAUUCUGUCAUCAUUAGAGCCGCCUGUGCAGUGCCAAAGGUAACUGUGUUUCUGUGAUACUUUUACAGUCUGGGGGAUGUCAAUGACUAGUCUCAUAAUCACACACAUUUCACUGAACACACACGGGCUGUUUCUCUGUCAGUCACAGCAGGGGGAAGACUGUCGCUUUUUUUUGUCUUUUUAGCUUUGAUUGUGUCAUUUCUUUUGGAGCUUAGUAAACAAACUGAACACAGGUUAGACACUUUUUAAUUUCUUUCUUUGUUUUUAGCAGCACUCCAGGGCUGUGCGCUGACCAGCAAUUUUGUUUUUCAAAACAUGUUUCUUGUGUUUGAGCAAUAAAAAAAAGUUACUAAAAUAACA
Messenger RNA from Oreochromis aureus, 1335 nucleotides. RefSeq names its product ribonuclease-like 3. The transcript is spliced from 3 exons. The record is from RefSeq and is a predicted model, not a curated record. Bases 126 to 728 code for a protein of 200 amino acids. NCBI's taxonomy places the organism in Eukaryota, Metazoa, Chordata, Actinopteri, Cichliformes, Cichlidae. Gene Ontology annotation, molecular function: nucleic acid binding.